AUGGAAUCAAAAAACAAGUGCCUGCAAAUCAAAGAGGCCUUUCAGCAGGCCCAGAAGCCUCACCAGAACCACGCGAAGCUUGUUGCGGGUUUGAAGGGCACCUACGAUCAGUUGGAAGACAAGGAAGAUUUUCAUGAAAAAUUCAUUCAUUUCCUUAAGUAUGCCAUGAUAAUCUACAGGCGGGAACCAGCAGUGGAGCAAGUGAUCGAUUUUGUGGUUACAUUUGUUACUUCAUUUUAUCAAACGGAGAAAGAGGAUGCUGGUGAGGAGGCAGAAGAUAAUUCACUUCUGAACUAUGUGUUUAACUUUCUGCUUCAGUCUCACAAAGCCAACAGCCAUGCCGUUCGGUUUAGAACAUGUCAGCUUGUUAACAAGAUUUUGGGAAGUAUGCCAGAGAAUGCCCAGAUUGAUGAUGACUUAUUUGAUAAAAUUAAUGAAGCUAUGAUGAUUAGACUUAAAGAUAAAUUUUCAAAUGUGAGAAUCCAAGCUGUCCUGGCCCUGUCAAGACUUCAGGAUCCUAAGGAUGCAAGCUGUCCUGUUGUUAACAUUUACACCACUUUACUUCAGAAUGAUUCCAACUCGGAAGUGAGGCGUGCAGUGCUGUCAUGCAUUGCUCCAUCAGCAAGAACGCUGCCAACAAUCAUCGGCCGCACUGUGGAUGUAAAGGAAGCUGUCAGGAAGCUGGCGUAUGAGGUUUUGGCAGAAAAAGUUCACAUGAGAGCUCUGUCAAUAGCACAGAGAGUAAAGUUGUUGCAACGAGGACUCAAUGACAGAUCUGGUGCUGUUCAGGAGGUAGUGAAAAAGAAACUGCUUCAAGCCUGGUUACAAUUUACUGAAGGGGAUGUUUUGGAAUUGCUUCAUCGACUGGAUGUGGAAAACUGCCCAGAAGUGGGUACCCCACUGCUAAAUGCUGUGUUCUCAUUAUCUCCACUUCAUGAACUUGUUCAGAACUGCAAAAAUCUUGACAACAGGAAGUUAAUUCCAUUGGAAGAUUUAACAGUUGAGAAUGUGUUCCAUUGGAAAUGCCUUUGUCAGUAUCUAAAAUCAAAGGAUGAAGACUUACUGGAACAGGUGUUGCCAGAACCACUUAUAUAUGCAGAUUAUUUAUUAAGUUACCUUCAAAACAUGCCAGUUCUUACUGAAGAACAAAAAGAAGACUUCAAUUGUUUUGAAGACCUGAUGACAAAAGAAUUUAUUGGCCAGCAACUGAUUCUUAUCAUAGAUUGCAUGGAUACCACAGAAGAGGGAGGAAGACAGCAUCUGGUGGAUACUUUACAAAAGGCUCUCAUUCUACCUGCAACUUCAACAGCCCUGAUAUCUCUGCUUGUGGAGAGAUUACUCAGGAUCAUUACAGGUGAUGACAGAAGGAUUCAAAUUACUGCAGAAAUUAUCUCAGAAGUUCAUGAGCCAGUGCUGACAGUCGCGCAGCCUGUUGAUGCCGCUGAAGCAAGGAAGCAGGAGAUUAAGUUGGCUGAAAUAAAAGUGAAACUUUUUGAAGCAAAAGCAGCUUUGGAAGAAUGCGUUGCUUUGCAGGAUUUCAAUAAAGCAUCAGUAUUGAAAGAGGAAAUAACUGAGUUGGAACGCAGGAAAAAUGAUCUGAUCAAAGAAGCAGAACAACCUGAAAUCAAAGAAAUCCAUGUGGAGAAGAACGAUCCUGAAACACUGUUGAAGUGUCUGACAAUAUGUUAUGAGCUUCUGAAGAUCAUGUCUCUUUCCAAAGGAAUUGAUCCAACCAUUAAAGAAAUGGUUGACUCUCUGAUACUUCCUGCCAUAACCAGUGUCCACCCAGCUGUGAGAAAUAUGGCAGUUCUGUGUCUGGGUUGCUGUGCCCUUCAGAACAAAGAAUUUGCCCGGAAACAGCUCGGGCUGCUGUUACAGGUUUUACAGGUAGAUAACAUGCAGGUAAAGCUCAGUGCUCUAAAGGCAAUCUUUGAUCAACUACUACUGUUUGGGAUUGAGCCAUUUAAAACCAGAAGAGGCAGUUACUCUGAAAGUGAAGAUAUACUUCUUGGAACUGAAAAUUCUAAGGAAGAAAGUGAAAAAAAAGAGGAAGAAGAAAACACUGCUACAGUAAACAGCCUCCUGCAGCUUCUUUCUACUUUCUUAGACAGUGAAUUUUCAGAACUCAGGACAGUAGCUGCAGAAGGCAUAGCCAAACUGAUGUUCUCUGGGAGGCUGGUUAGUGCCAAGCUGCUUUCUCGUCUGGUGUUGUUGUGGUACAGUCCCAUGACUGAAGAGGAUGCUCGGCUUAGAAACUGCCUAGGAGUGUUCUUCCCUUUAUUUGCUUAUGCAACUAGGUCUAACCAGGAAUGCUUUGAAGAAGCUUAUCUUCCAACUCUGCAAACACUGUUAAAUGCUCCUGCAACUUCACCUUUGGCUGAGAUAGAUAUCAGUAAUGUUUCUGAACUGCUAGUGGACCUGACCAGACCAAGUGGACUGAAACCUCAGGCUGAAAAGUCGCAGGACUAUCAGGAGUUGACAGUGCAUGACAGUUUAGCAAUGAAAAUCUGCAAUGCAAUCUUGACGGACCCAACCGCGCCAGACGUUCGUAUCUACGCGAAAGCUUUAAACUCCCUGGAGCUCAGCAGCUCUUCCACAGAGAGUCUGCUGGUUCUGCUCAAUGAGAUACUAGAGAAAGUGAAGGAUAAACUCUGUCAAAGAGCUAUUGAGAAGAUGAAGAUGAACUUGACCAAAGGUCCUAAUGUGGGCAAAGAGCACUCUGAGAGGACUGAGGAGCCAGGCCUCUCUGGAAGAACGCAGGAACCUAACAUCACGUUAUCUGAAAACGCUCUUCAGAACGAAGGAGACAACAGUGAAAAUGCUCCUCGUACUCCAGUAAAUGAAGCUAAGAGUAAAGCAACUGCAGUAUCAAAAUCCACCAGAAAUAAAACUGGCAAAGGACCACGGAGAGGAACAGAAGCCAAGUCUGUGAGCAGAAGGAAAACUGGCACCUCUGCAAAAUGCAGUGGGGAUAGCGCUGAUGAAAUGCCAGCGUCGGUGCCAGCGGCAAGCUCCAGGCCUUCACGGCGAGCAAAAACAAUAGCACUGGAGAAGACAAGGCUGAAUCUUUCCAAACUUCUGAACAGCGAAGCCGAUGAAUGA
Messenger RNA from Dryobates pubescens (Downy woodpecker), 3102 nucleotides. It is a transcript of the gene NCAPG, whose product is annotated as non-SMC condensin I complex subunit G. Gene Ontology annotation, biological process: mitotic chromosome condensation. The coding region runs from base 1 to 3102 and encodes 1033 amino acids. Gene Ontology annotation, cellular component: condensed chromosome; condensin complex; cytoplasm. The transcript has 21 exons. The record is from RefSeq and is a predicted model, not a curated record. NCBI's taxonomy places the organism in Eukaryota, Metazoa, Chordata, Aves, Piciformes, Picidae.